CAAACACAUAACCUUAAAAUUUGAAAAAAAGAAAAAAAUAUUUCCCUUAACCUCAAUCCCUUUUGUGGUGUAGUGAAACUCUUAAAGUAAAUAAAAAAAGCCUAGCCAACCUUUAAAACACUCAAAUAAGUAUAAUUAAGUUGACGUAGUCUCCGCUAUUCACGUUCUUUGGCGUAUUACACAAUAACUCAUUUGUCUUUGCAAUAACUUUGGUGACAAAAAUAGAAAAAUGCAUUCGCAUUCAGUGAUGACAUUCUUUUUUCUUGCAUGCUUAACAGUACUGUACAGCUAUUUGCCCUGUACUGAGGCUGCAUCAACUGAACGACCUUACCAAUUUGGUUUCACGAUCGAGAAGCAGCAGCAUCGGCAAGAGAAAAAAGAUGAGCGCGGCAUCGUUAUGGGUGAAUUUGGUUUCAUAACCGCCGAUGGUAUUUACCACGUGACGGUGUAUGCAACUGAUGAGGAGGGCAAAUUUCGUAUAUUAGCCAUGCGCAGUUAUCCCUACGAGGACCAUCCAAAAACCAUCGAAAUGGUUGUGCGCCCAAAAGCCAAAGCAACAACGCCAAAAGCCAUAGCACCACCCAGCACUACGACAACGACAACAACCACUGAGCGCGCGAAGCCGAAACCCUUCGAGAAACACAAUUUCAGCGUACAAGGUUGUUCAGGUUGUUUUCUUAAAAAUGACGCACCAACAACCACCACGACAACAACACAAAAACCGGAAGAUAAAAAAUAUGAUAUUAAUCUCUUAUCGCGACCACUCCCACCAGAGGAGGCACCACGUAUUGGUAAGCAAAUAAUAUCACAAGUUCUACCACAAUUACUGCAAGAAGUGCAACAAGCUGAGACGAAAAUGAAGGAAACAGCGGACAGAGUGCCACCCCGAGUGGCAGAGGCAAUAGGUUUAGAUAUUGAUUUGAGAAUAACAGCGGAUAGUACACAACAUAAGCAACAAGCUAUACAAAAAACACAUACAACACCAACAAAAGCACAACAAGUAAAUGCAGCGAAAGCACUAACUUCAUUACAAAAGUCACAGCAGGCUGCACACGAAGUGAAAGCUCAGUCAAACCUUCAGCAAGCACAACAGGGUACACAAAUAGUAAAAGCUCAGUCAGCACUUCAGCAAGCACAACAGGGUACACAAAUAGUAAAAGCUCCAGCGACACUACAAACAGCACAACAGAUACCAAUUAAACCACAGCAACAAGCAACACAAAGCUCAGUGAAAGCUCAGGCUACACAAGUCACAAAACAGAACACAUCAUUCCAACCACAAGUCACACAAAUCCAAACACAACACUUGAAACCUAACCCAAUUGAAACACUUAGCACAAACGCAAGCCAAUUGAGCCCUCUAUUUUUAACACUGCAAAAUGCAAGUGGCACACCGCCCAGCAAUACCAUCAACAACAACUCAGCUAAGACACCCACCACAAGCACUUUCGGCAGUGGAAGCGCACCAAAAACGCCAAUCAAGACCGGUUCAAACGCACCAUCAAAAUCGGGCAACAAUCAGCCCUCUGCUGGCAAAACGGGUACAACAACUGGUAUUUCAACCCCUAAAAACCAGCUAGCGGCACCAAAGCUGUCACCCAGCGCCGGCAUUGGUGGUGGAAGCGGCUCAAGCGCAUCAACAGGCGGUGCAGGCCGACCAAACGCGAACGCAGGAUUCGCUGGUGGUGUAAGCGGUGGAAAUAACAACGCUGGUGGAAGUGUUGGUGGUGGAGUUAACAAUCGUGUAGGAAAUAGCGGCAACACUGCAAGUGGCAAUAAAAUUGGUGGCAACACCGGUGCAGGCGCAAGCAGCGCUGCCGGCGAGGCAGGCGAUUUGUACCGUUUUAAAUAUCUACUCGACUACAAUGGACAUCGUGAGACUGGCGCGCGUAAUGGCAAUAAGGAAGGUAGCUUCUACGCUAUUGGCGAUGAUAAUGUGGAGCGCACCAUUGAGUAUAUCGCCAAUGAGUUUGGCUAUCAGCCGCGUGUACGUUUUCGCAAAUUGGAUGCGCCGGUGCAGGCGAAGGAGAAUACGUUGAAGGAUUAUGAGUUCGUGUGGUUCAAAAAGGAGUAAAGGAGUAAAGGUGGAAUAAGUGUAUAUGUGUAUAAGUUAAAAAUGUGAAUUUUUAUUUUUGUUUUUUGCUAAUAU
Ceratitis capitata (Mediterranean fruit fly) is the source of this 2149-nucleotide messenger RNA. RefSeq names its product protein lethal(3)malignant blood neoplasm 1 (gene l(3)mbn). Gene Ontology annotation, cellular component: chitin-based extracellular matrix. The coding region runs from base 230 to 2074 and encodes 614 amino acids. Gene Ontology annotation, molecular function: structural constituent of chitin-based larval cuticle. The record is from RefSeq and is a predicted model, not a curated record. Lineage: Eukaryota; Metazoa; Arthropoda; Insecta; Diptera; Tephritidae. The transcript is spliced from 6 exons.